AUGCUUCACUUGCUCAAUAACACUACCCAGCUCCGAGCCCAGAUCAGCGGAGUCAUGGGCUCCACAUCACUAGCAUGCUGGAUAGUUCUCCUCAUGCCGCAACUCAUUGAGCAAUGGCGCUUGAAAUCAGCAGAAGGUAUAGCAAUUGGGUUCAUUUCCAUUUGGUUUGCUGGGGAUUUGUUCAACUUGAUAGGUGCUAUUUGGGCAAAUUUGCUUCCCGAGGUUAUCUUUCUUGCAGUGUGGUUCUGUGUGGCUGAUGCGUUGAUGAUUUGGUCGUAUGUUUAUUACACGAAUCUUCAACAUCGUCAUCAACAGCAUCAUCACCAUCAGCAUCAUCAUCAUCAUGAUCAUAACCAAACGGCGAACAGAGAGCAUGAGCAUGGCCAAGGAGAACGCGAGUACCUUGAUGAAUCAGCACCGUUGCUUCAUAGAAGAAGAAGUUCGACAUUGACUGAUAUCGCAUUGGAACCACAGCAACACUCAAUUGUCGUGAAAUAUAUCUUACCCAUCAUUUUCGUCGUUGCAUGCGGAAUGGCUGGAUUUUUGCUUUCGUCACCAAACCAACAGCAACUGCCACAACCACCCACCGAUCCAACCAAUCCAAAUCCACCACCACAAGACGACCCAAUUGCACUCGGUCCACAAAUUAUGGGCUAUGUGUCAGCUUUCCUCUACUUGGGGGCACGUAUCCCGCAAAUCAUCCAAAACUACCAACGCAAAUCGGUUUAUGGACUCAGUUUGCUCUUUUUUUUAUUUUCCACAUUGGGUAACUUGACUUAUGCCGGGCAAAUCAUCUUUUUCAGGAGUGAUUGGAAUUAUAUUGUGUUGAAUAUGAGUUGGUUAUUGGGCAGUUUGGGAACUAUUGUAGAGGAUGUGAUUAUUUUUGGUCAGUUUUAUAUGUAUAAGGAUAAUGUUGAUCCAAUUGAGGAUGAUGAGGGAGAGUUGAGAGUUUGA
This is a messenger RNA of Lodderomyces theae, 954 nucleotides long. RefSeq lists its product as uncharacterized. Gene Ontology annotation, cellular component: fungal-type vacuole membrane. The record is from RefSeq and is a predicted model, not a curated record. NCBI's taxonomy places the organism in Eukaryota, Fungi, Ascomycota, Pichiomycetes, Serinales, Debaryomycetaceae. Gene Ontology annotation, biological process: basic amino acid transmembrane export from vacuole. Bases 1 to 954 code for a protein of 317 amino acids. The transcript has a single exon.